AUGAUCAUCAUGAGAUCAUGCCCAUCGAGUUGUCGCUUGCAAGCUCAAUCGUCAGAUUCCAGUUCAUUGUUUGGUUGUUGGCUUCGAGUGUUUUUGAAUUUUCGAUUGAAUUUGGAUGAAUUUUUAGAAACGAAAAGCGAAUUGGAAGAGCACACUAGCAGCGAGCAUUCAGGUGGUCAUGUACGUACCACUCAGGAGCAAUGUCCUCUGUGCCCCAGUAAGUCCACACAGCUUCGUGUUCAUCUCGCUGAGGAGCACAAAAUAGCGGAAGAGGCAGUUGAACGGUUGCUGAUGAGUGUCGUUUCUUCAAACGCAUUACCUGAUUCCACUUCUGAUAAUAACGGUUCAUCCAAAGUGGCCGAUCGACACAUUUAUCGAUUCCGCUGUCAACAGUGCUCGUUAGCGUUCCGCAGUGAGCAGCGCUUGGCCAACCAUUCGUUGUAUCAUGCAUUCCGCGCGAAUAUGCGCUGUACGCAGUGUGAACGUAAUUUUCGAUCAGCUGAAUUAUUGCGUAAGCAUGUUGCUCAGGAACAUUCCAACAACAAAUCUGGUCUAAGUUUGCCAAGUACAAGUUCUUACAAUUACGACGCAACUGAGUUGAAUGAAGAAGAGUGUGCUGCUGAUACCGGUGAUAAUAAACACAAUGAAUUACUGAGGCCAUACAAGUGUGACUUAUGCAAGGAAAGCUUCACUCAAAAGCAGCUUCUUCUGACUCAUUACAACUCAAUAAAUCAUCUUCACAAAGCCAAGAAAAUACUCGAACAGCAACCGAAUAACUUGCAGCUAAAUGCACAGAUGCUAGCAGCGUUAGAUUCGUCGGUGAAUGCACAAAGUGGCAACAGUGCGCAUUCGUAUUCGAAUAGCUCAAAACCAUUCAAAUGCAACAUUUGUAAAUUGGGUUACGGACAAGGAUCCACGCUCGACAUACAUGUGAGGUCGGUUGCGCAUCAAUCACGUUUGUCGAAAAUUGCUGAACUGGUUGCCCAAGGAGAACUAGAUCCAGGAAAGCCCUUGCUUGAACAGCCUGGUGGGCCACCUCAAAAGACGAUUGCAGAACUCAUCCCAAAAGGUGAUCUCGAACAGAACGGCGUUGAUCAGCAUCAGCAACAGUCAGCACUAGCAAUGAUCAAUAUGUUCGGUGUUGCACAACUUCUGUCGAUGGCGUCAGCGAGUCAGCAAGGCACAUCCGCCACCAAUCAAAAUUCAACUGCAUUAGCCAGUCUAGCUGCAGGCUUUCCAUCCAGCAUCAUGCCUGCUGCAUUUGGUGCAUUUGGUAGAGCAUUUUCAUUAAUUCCCUUCGCUUUUAUCACCCUGUCUUCUAUGAGUGAAACCGUUUCUGAAGUAUAUUCUGCUGGGCAAUUGCCGAAUGUUGGGGAUCUGCGAACGGUAGGAUCAUCUCCAGUUCUCGAACGCCUUCCACAACAGCAGUCGGUCGAUGACGAGCGAACUCCUCGCACUGGUGCUGCAUUUCGUAAAAUGCUCGAGGCUUAUGAAUUAUUGGUUGGUUUAUUCCUCUCGGAAGCGUCACUGACUUCAAGCACAGACUUUUCAGGAUUCGACGUUGUGAAGCAAUUUAACGAGUGUGUCGAUGAUCAAAAACGACUAUUAGAAAAUGCUGUUUCUGAUGACGCGUUUUGUCGUACUCAGUGCACGCAGUGCAGUAAUUCUUUUAGCAGUAUAUGGGUGCUGAAAGCGCAUUAUGAACAGGUCCAUAAUAGUACGAUAGUGGCCGAAGAGGUGGAACAAUUUGCGGAGAAGUUACGCAGAGCUUUGGAAGAAGAUGAUCAGAAAGAAGGUAGUGAUCAACAAAGUGAAACGUCUAAGAAACGUCCUCGAACUGACGAAUCUGGCCCAGAUGCUGAUGAAGUGAAACGUGUAAAAGAAGAAGGAGGCUCGAGUUCGUCAGGCUCCACGCCUCGACCUUCAACAUCUAAGGAAACACCAGAACUCAGUAGCCAAUUGGCAAUGAUGGGCAUGAUGGGUUUUCCAUUCAUGCCCAACCCAUUCAUGCCCAUUAUGAACCCAGAUUUUUUUGCCAAUCCUUUGCUGGGUGUUCAGCCUAAUCCAUCGGUUAUGACGCACGCACUGCCAAGUUCAUCGCCAACAAAAAGGGCACGAACACGUAUAACCGACGACCAGCUGAAGAUUUUGCGACAAUAUUUUGAUAUCAACAAUUCACCAAGUGAACAGCAAAUUAAAGAGAUGUCUGUUAAGGCGCAACUCCCUGAAAAAGUCAUUAAGCACUGGUUUCGCAAUACUCUUUUCAAGGAACGGCAGCGAGACAAGGAUUCACCCUACAAUUUUAGCGUUCCACCACAGAUGAGUAUUGAUCUGGACACUUAUGAAAAAACAGGAGAAACUAAAAUUACGUCGCUGAAAACUGAGUUUUUGAAUGUUGUUUUAAAGGCAACAGUAAGUGAUGAUACAAAGGCGGCAUCCGCAACAAAAAGCCAACCAAUCGAAAGUGCAUCAAUGGUGAGCAAAGUGAACAGUCCCGUUCUCCCUGGUACGAGUCAACUUGCAACCGUUCCUAACGCUCAAGUACCUUCUAACCCAUUUGCAUCGUUUCUCCAUGACGACAAAGCCAUCUCAUCCCUUCUUCAAGGUAUACCGCAAUCCAACUCUGUGUCUGGACGUCGCGCUAACAGAACACGAUUCACGGAUUAUCAACUGCGCACAUUGCAACAAUUCUUCGACAAGCAAGCCUACCCCAAGGACGAUGAUCUCGAGGUGCUGUCCAAAAAGUUGCAGUUAAGCCCUCGUGUCAUCGUAGUCUGGUUUCAGAAUGCUCGGCAGAAGGCUCGUAAAAUAUAUGAGAAUCAGCCGUCGUCUGCCAGUGACGAUCGCUUCAUGAAAACGCCUGGUAGCAAUUUCCAGUGUAAACGAUGUCAGCUCGUCUUUCAGCGCUACUAUGAACUCAUUCAACACCAACAAAAAUUAUGCUAUAAAGAUGACUGUUUAGCGCAGCAAAAAGACAACAAGGGUGUUGAAGAGAAUCUAAGUGAGGAUGAAAAAUCGAUUCUGGAAUCUGAAAGUGGUAUCGCAACGUCAGCUCAAAGUGGAAGUGCACAAUCGUCGUCAAAUCUGAGUGGCGCAUUAGCACAACUCAUUGGAGCUGCUUCUUCUGAAACGGGUACAGAUCUCAAUCAAACAGAAUUCCUCAAGUUGCUCGCCUCCGCAAAAACAACUCAGGAUAAUACACUGAAGCUGAAAGUACGUGACAAGAAGAAGGCCUUCUACAAGCGUUGUCCUUUCUGUUGCGUGUUAUUCCAUUCGCGCGAUUCACUAUUGGCUCAUAUACCAGCGCGCCAUCCUGAACAAGCCAACAGUGCCCCGGUCAAUGUGGACCUACUUCCUGAUGCUGAGGAUGUACCAACAAUAACCACUACUCCUAAUGAAGACCCAAUGAACAUUUUGGAUGCUUCGAAACUCAAUGGAUCAUCAACUAAAACCGAAAUUACACCGUUGGAUCUCAGUUGUUCUGCCAACGGAGACGGCCGUGAAGGCUCGAUUUCGAUGUCGCCGACCUAUUAUCAAUCUGAUAAUGAUGAUAACAGUGAUAACGUGGAGACUUGUGAGCAGUACAACAGUUCAUCGCCAGGCACUACGUCCGGCAACGCUCAGGGUGGCAUUCAGCGUAAUGCAUCUAAUUCGAAACGAUAUCGCACUCAUCUAACACCCCUCCAAGUUCAUGUGAUGAAAAGUGUUUUUACUGACUACAAGACUCCAUCGAUGAGCGAAUGUGAUAUGCUAGGUGCUGAAAUAGGGCUUCAUAAACGUGUUGUUCAAGUAUGGUUUCAAAAUGCUCGAGCAAAAGAGCGAAAAACGAGAGCUUAUAACGGGGAAGAUGAAAUGUUACGAUGUACCGCAACACGAUGUGCCAUUUGUGGUGUUGAUUACAACCAUCGAUUGACGCUACACGAUCAUAUAUUCACUGCUGAUCAUUUGGCGAAAGUCAAAAAAUUACUUCGCACAGAUACGACAGCACAGCAAACGGAGACAAAUCGCAUUGAAACAUCAUUCAACUCAGAAAACAGCACUGAUAAGGAAGACAAUCAUCGAAUCAGGCUCGUUUCCGUGCUUUUUAGUUUGCAUUUCAUAUACGAGAUGAAGGCUGUACGCGAUCGUAAGAUUGUCAAGGGAUCUGGUAUCAGUCUACAAAAUGCAGCUGCUAAUCCGCUCUCUCAGUUCCCUUACAAUUUUAUGUAUGGAUUGCAGUCAGGUAUGCCACCGAUGAUCUACGAUCCGAACGUAAUGGGUACUCCAAUUCCAAUGCUACAAAUCCCAGAGAGUGUUAUGACAAAGAUAACGGCCGAUAUGAGUGCCGGUCACGAAUCGAGUAAAUUCACGCAAGAUGGCAAGACCUUUCAGCAGCUGAUUGCUGUACUACCGUUACGUGAUUUCCAGUGUGCGGGUAGCAAGGACAGUGAGGUUGGAUGGGCAUGUCCACAGUGUACGAAUGUAUUUCAACAAGAGAUAUUGCUCAAAAAUCAUCAGCGUAUUAUAUGCCAAAAUUGUGACUCCGUCUUCAAACUCAUUCAAACACAUUACGAAUGUCGAGCAUGUAACACCAAACUUGGCACACAGGCCGAAUUCAAAACUCAUUGCGAUGGUGUUGAUCAUCAGAAAGCGCGUGAGGUGUUUCUGGGUCAUGCAGUUUAG
Messenger RNA from Anisakis simplex (herring worm), 4662 nucleotides. The record is from the annotation of a GenBank genome assembly. Lineage: Eukaryota; Metazoa; Nematoda; Chromadorea; Rhabditida; Anisakidae.